Messenger RNA from Periconia digitata, 1184 nucleotides. Lineage: Eukaryota; Fungi; Ascomycota; Dothideomycetes; Pleosporales; Periconiaceae. The record is from the annotation of a GenBank genome assembly.
UUUCGCGACCCCCACACCAGUGAAUCCCAAAACGUCAAGCUCAUCAGUUCAACUAAGUCUCACAUCAUGGCUCCACUGCUCUCGUUACACCGCCAUGAUAUGAUCGCGGAUUCUCUUCGCCCUUAACGACUGUCUCUCGCACCAAAGUCAAUGAGCAAUAUGCCGAUCAGAUAACGGAAUAACUACCCGAAUUCUUUAAUUCCGCCGCCGUCCGAACAUCCCUUCCCUCGAACAUGCCACGCGCCUUUCCCCCCCUCGAAGGCAGCUCGAAGAACCGACCCUUAUCUCCUUCUCUCGUCGAAUCCGUCGCAGGCUUUAGUGCAGGUGUGGUAUCCUGUUUGACAGUUCAUCCGCUCGACCUUCUCAAGAAUCGCCUACAACUCAAUACCCAGACCAAAUCGCGACGGGGUGACUCCUUCCGCAUCUUGCGUCAUGUGGUGCGCGAUGAAGGAGGUGUGAAAGCGCUCUACAGAGGUCUAUGGCCAAACAUGCUCGGGAACAGUCUGGGCUGGGGGUUGUAUUUCCUGUUCUAUGGGAAGGCUAAGGAAGUGCUGCAGAAGAGGAGGGCACAGGGAGAGCGGUUGGGGACCGGCGAGUUUUUCGGCGCGAGUAUCUUUGCUGGGUUAUUGACCGGCGCAUGCACCAAUCCAAUAUGGGUCGUCAAGACUCGCAUGCUCGAACGCGGCGCAAAUCAUCCGGCGGCAUACAAAACCAUGCGUGAAGGCCUCGCCCAUGUCUAUUCCACACGCGGUCUUCGUGGUCUUUGGGCUGGGUUCGUCCCGUCUACCCUUGGGGUCGCACACGGCGCUGUUCAGUUCGCUAUUUAUGAGAGACUAAAACAUGCACGCGGCGAACAACUGGGAAGUAUGGACAAGCUGACUAACUGGGACUUUAUAUAUAUGAGCGGAGGAAGCAAGCUAUUGGCAGGGGCUAUCACUUAUCCGUAUCAGCCAAUCCGAGCGCGCAUGCAGCAGUAUAACGCUGCCAGCCAGUAUAGCGGAUUGAUUGACGUACUGAGGAAGACGUGGAGGAACGAAGGAUUUCUUGCAUUUUACAAAGGAGUCGUUCCAAAUACGUUGAGAGUUAUACCCACUACCAUCGUCACGUUUGUUGUUUACGAAAAUACGAAAUACUUCCUGCCUCGAAUAUUUGAAGGCGAGCAGAUGGCUCACGACGAGGAUUAA